AUGAAACACUCCCGUCGUUAUCAAGAAAUUAAGGAAAAAAUUCCUAAUAAUAAAUACUAUAAUGUGCUAGAAGCCAUCGAAUUUUUGCGAAAUAAUAAUCCUGAGAAAUUAAAAAAUAUCAAAGUUUGUUUUGCUUUAAACCAGUCUAAGCGAAAAACUAUUACUGCUUUGAGAAGCAAAAUAAUUUUACCUCAUCCUAUUUCCCCAAAAGGAAAAAUAGCCGUAGUUAAAGAUGACUUGCCGGUCGAGAUGACUAACGACUUAACUAAAAUUAAAGCAGUGGAAUUGUUAUCAGUGGAAGAAUUGGUGGUUCAUCCUCAAAAUGAAAAGAAAUUCAGAGUGCCGGAAAAAUUACCACCUAAGUUAUUUGGUUUAAUUGCUAGAAAAGUCUCCUUAACUGAAAAUGUGUUGGAGGCCGUAAAUAACUUUCAACAAGGGGAGCAAGAAAUAAAAACUGACCGAGGAGGUAAUAUUCACGCGGUAAUUGGUAGCAGUGCUUUUAACCAGCAACAAUUAGAGGAAAAUUAUAAAAGUUUGUAUAAAAAAAUAACCGGACUAAAACCAGUGGGUUGGAAAAAGGAUUUUCUAAAAAACAUAACUCUUUCUACCACGAUGGCAAUUAAAUUUAAAAUCACUGAAAUUAUUAAUCAAGACCUUAAUUCUGGUCCGAUCGUAAUCAAAAUUGAAGAAAUAAAUUUUCCUACCGGUAAAGGGAGUGAAAAGACUAAAAUUACCAAGUUAAAUUUUGGGGGAGAUAAAAUAACCGAAAUUAAAGAUAUUUUUGCCACUAGUAAAAGUUAUCAAAUGGAGUUUAAGGAAACCGAAGUAAAGGAUAACCGAACGCCAAAGCAUACGCUGAAUAUGUGUUUUGAGGCAGGAGGUUCCAAACCAGCCUUACCUAACAAGUUAAAUAUCGAAGCCAGUGAGGAGUUAAGGAUAUUUUAUAAUAACCAUGAUGGUAGUAUUAAGUUGACCAAGGAAACCGGAACACCAACUGACCCUGGUACUCCCAAAAAACAACCGGAUGACCCUGGUACUCCCAAAAAACAACCGGAUGACCCUGGUACUCCCAAAAAACAACCGGAUGACCCUG
Molecule: messenger RNA, 1093 nt
Organism: Funneliformis geosporum
Lineage: Eukaryota; Fungi; Glomeromycota; Glomeromycetes; Glomerales; Glomeraceae
Source: the annotation of a GenBank genome assembly